Plectropomus leopardus (leopard coralgrouper) is the source of this 5055-nucleotide messenger RNA. RefSeq names its product tripartite motif containing 3b (gene trim3b). The record is from RefSeq and is a predicted model, not a curated record. Gene Ontology annotation, biological process: proteasome-mediated ubiquitin-dependent protein catabolic process; protein polyubiquitination. Gene Ontology annotation, molecular function: ubiquitin protein ligase activity; protein binding; zinc ion binding. NCBI's taxonomy places the organism in Eukaryota, Metazoa, Chordata, Actinopteri, Perciformes, Serranidae.
GGUGGAGGGGGGGUAAACUUGGACCGUGUGAGAGAGGGAGGGAGACGUGCAAGUUGUGUUGUGAGAAAGCAUUUAUGCAGAGAAGAGCAUGUAAGGGGAGAGAGGAAGCCAGUAUCUUAAAGACAGAGAAAACACGAAAGGGAAAUGCACAGAAACAAGAAGGUCAACAGGACUGACAGCUGAAAGGAAGAGCAUGUAUAGUGACAAUCCUGGACACUUUUUAAAUGUGGGAACUGGCAACUGGACCAAAAAGAUAGUCCCCAGCUGUGCAGUUGUGAUAAAGAAUUGACCCCGACGUGAUUUGAACACGCAACCUUCUGAUCUGGAGUCAGACGCGCUACCGUUGCGCCACGAGGUCACUUGUUAUCUAAAUUGGAGCACCUGACCAUUCCGGCACGGUGCUGUUUUCUGCACAGGAGGUCAAGAGGAGCAUCUGGAGAAUCUAGGACACUUAACCAGCCAACCUUCAUUGGUGACCAGCCUGUUCAUAGCAGAAUGGAUGGGUUAACUGCUGUCAUUGUCCGUGGCUUUGAAUGUCCUUUGCCAUGGCGAAGCGCGAGGCUGGGAGCACCAGCCCUGUGGUGCGUCAGAUAGACAAGCAGUUUCUGGUCUGCAGCAUCUGUCUGGAUCACUACCGCAACCCCAAGGUCCUGCCCUGUCUUCACACCUUCUGUGAAAGUUGUCUCCAGAACUACAUUCCCCCAGAGUCUCUGACACUCUCGUGUCCAGUGUGUCGGCAGACGUCCAUCCUGCCAGAGAAAGGAGUUUGCGCUCUGCAGAACAACUUCUUCAUCACUAAUCUCAUGGAGGUCCUUCAACGAGACCCAGAGUGCUCGCGGCCAGAGGCCUGCAGUGUCCUGGAGUCGGUCAGCGCUGCAGCAGCAGGGAAGCCCCUCUGCUGCCCAAACCAUGAGGGAAAGGUAAUGGAGUUCUACUGCGAGUCGUGUGAGACAGCCAUGUGUCUGGACUGCACAGAGGGCGAGCACAGGGAGCAUGUGACUGUUCCUCUGCGGGAUGUCGUGGAGCAGCACAAGGCUGCACUGAAGACACAGCUGGAUGCCAUAAUGAGCAGGCUCCCACAGUUAACAGCAUCAAUCGAGCUUGUGAGUGAGAUCUCCCGCCAGCUAAAUGAAAGGAAGAAUGAGGCUGUGGCAGAGAUUACCAGUACGUUUGAAGAGCUGGAGCGGGUGCUCCACCAACGUAAGACAGCCCUCAUCACAGACCUGGAGAACAUCUGCAGCACAAAGCAGAAGGUCCUGCAGGCCCAGCUUUCAUCUCUCCUCCAGGGGAAGGAACAUAUCCAGAGCAGUUGCAGCUUUACGGAACAGGCUCUCAGCCACGGGAGUGCUACUGAGGUGCUGCUAGUUCAGAAGCAGAUGAGUGAGCGUGUAACAGCGCUGGCCAGACACGACUUCCCAGAGAGACCACAUCAAAAUGCACACCUGGACUGUCAGGUGGAGACUGAAGGUCUGCGGCGCUCCAUCCAGAACCUGGGAGUUCUCCUCACCACAGCCGCUGUGGCUCACACCUCCGUCGCCACAGGAGAGGGCCUCCGCCACGCAGCGACUGGGCAGCACCACACAAUUACUGUGACAACAAAAGACAAAGAUGGGGAGUUGGUGCGAACAGGAAAUGCUGUUUUAAAAGCAGAGAUAACGUCUGCCGAUGGGAGCUGCGUCACAGAGGCGGAGAUAGCAGACAAUAAGAAUGGGACUUAUGAGGUGGGCUACACGUUACGCUCUGAGGGGGAAUAUUCUUUCGCUCUGAUGCUGUACGGCCAGCCGAUACGGGGCAGCCCGUUCCGCCUGAGGGUGGUCAAGCCCUCAGACGUGCCACAGUCUCCAGAUGAUGUGAAGAGAAGGGUAAAGUCUCCCAGUGGGACAGGGGGCCACAUACGGCAGAAAGCAGUGCGUCGGCCCUCCAGCAUGUACAGCACAACUAAGAAAAAGGAGAAUCCCAUCGAGGAUGAGCUCAUCUACAGAGUGGGUUCUCGGGGCAGAGAAAAAGGGGAGUUCACAAAUCUGCAGGGAAUCUCAGCCUCGUGUAAUGGCAGAGUGGUGGUGGCUGACAGCAACAACCAAUGCAUACAGGUAUUCUCUAAUGACGGUCAGUUCAAGAUGCGCUUUGGGGUCAGAGGUCGGUCUCCAGGGCAACUACAGAGACCGACAGGAGUCACUGUGGACAUGAACGGUGACAUCGUGGUAGCCGACUAUGACAAUCGAUGGGUCAGCAUCUUCUCCUCUGACGGCAAGUUUAAGAAUAAGAUCGGUGCAGGUCGUCUCAUGGGUCCUAAGGGUGUGGCUGUGGAUAAGAAUGGACACAUCAUCACUGUGGACAACAAGGCCUGCUGUGUCUUCAUUUUUCAGUCCAAUGGGAAGCUGGUGACUAAGUUUGGCGGAAGGGGGACGUCUGACAGACAGUUUGCAGAAAAACUUGGCCCAAACUUUAAUAAAUCUGGCUCAGUUUUCAGUCCACACUUUGUUGCGGUGAACAACAAGAAUGAAAUCAUUGUGACAGAUUUUCACAAUCAUUCUGUGAAGGUGUACAAUGCGGACGGAGAGUUCUUGUUCAAAUUUGGCUCUCAUGGUGAAGGCAAUGGCCAGUUUAACGCUCCAACAGGUGUGGCUGUGGAUGCCAACGGAAACAUUAUUGUUGCUGACUGGGGCAACAGCAGAAUACAAGUCUUUGACAGCACAGGCUCCUUCUUAUCUUACAUAAACACCUCAGCAGACCCGCUGUAUGGCCCUCAGGGCCUUGCCCUCACCUCAGAUGGACAUGUUGCUGUUGCCGACUCUGGCAACCAUUGCUUUAAGGUUUACAGAUAUCUGCAGUAGUGUACAACCCCCUCUUAAACAAGUUAACUUCACAUACUGCUUGUGGACAUAAAGCUGCAACGUACCUGCACACCUGACAGUGGCCAGGUUCCACACAUGCAUAUCCUUUUCAUUUUUACUAACGACUAUUCAGAAGUUACGACAGAAAAAUCUGAGUAAAAAUGUUUGCAUGAAAAACUACCAGAAGAUCCACAAUUCAAGUGUAUUUUAAAUUUUUUAAGACAAACAAUAUAAUCUCAAAUGGCUUUCUUGAUGAAAUAAAGGUUAAAAAAAGAAAUCAAAUUUCACAAGCAACAACAGAAUAAAAUAUCCUGUUAACUGAUAUAAACAAUUAUAGUCUACUUUGAACCUAAGUGUUGUUUUUUUUUUUUUUUUACCAAAUCCCCUGAGGGGAAAAAUGAACUAGAAGUUAACUUCUGGAACCAAACGUUGCAGCUGUAUUUCUCACAAAUGUAACCUCACCAGUAGACAGCCUGCCAGUCUGAAGAUGGUGAUACAUUGCAAUUUUUUGGGGCAAUGCAGUUGGGCAAUACUCCCUGCAACCAGCACACAAAGCGAGAAAUGGAAGCAGAACCUGCUUCCUGUUUUCAUGAUGAUGCUUUGUAAUCGAAAUAACAAUGCUCAGGCCUUUUCCUUGAACACUGUUGCAUGUCGAUGUGCUCCAAAAAAUGACCCUGUCGUCGCUGCCUUCAAUUUCUCAACAGUAAACACAACAGAACACAUGCAGACAGGAAUGUGUAAGAGGAAAUGUUUUGUAUUCUCAUUUUGCACCUUAUCUACACAUGGAUAAAGACACUUCUUUUCUUUCAAGUCAUAAGAUGAGUUGACCUACAGUAUAUGCACGUUUUUUUUUUUUUUGGUACCCAAAGACAAGCAGCAAGAAGCACAACAGUUAAUAGGACGACAUCUUCUUCUGUUAACCAAAACAAACUUCUUAUAUCAGACCCCACUUGUUCUUGCACUUUUGUGUGUUCAUACCUACAUCCUAAUGUAAUUGCACAUACGGUAUGCAUAUUUAGGUGUACAUAUGGAUUUGGUGUCCAAGUUAUUUCACUAUAUAGCCUACUAAUUACAGCACUUAAUGAAUCAACACUGGAACAUAUACUUAUACAGUAGAAGGUCUUGCCAAGUAGAAGCCAACUGAAUGGCUUGCAAACAUCAAUGGAGCAAAGUUGUACACACAUUAUUUGCUGUAUUAUUUUAUUUUCAAAGGACUUAAUUUAUUUUUCUUUUCUUUUUCUACUUAAUUUCUUCUACAAAUUAUUUUUCUAAUUGGUGCAUUUGAACUGUCUCCUCUUUGCCAAACAUCUCCGUACAUAGGCCUUGUAACUUGUAGCACUGAAAGCCGUUCUGUCUUUUGCUCACCUCCAGUCACACACUAACUUUUCCUUCUGCCAAAACGUAUUGUUGUAAGUUGUUGUUGAACAUUGCACAAAAUACAAAAUAUUAUAAGAUUUAUAUAGUUUGCCAGAGUAAUAUAUGCCUCUGUGUAUAGUUAUCAUUUAACAUAAUCAGAGAGUGUACUGUAUAUUACAAUCAGAUUCUUGUUGUAGCUGACAAGUGCAUUUAUCAUGGUUUUUUCCAGUAUUUGUAUUCAUUUGCUUGGUUGUUCAGUGUUUUGAAGGGUUUUCUGUGUGGCUCCUCAAGGAACACAUCACCAGCUAACACCAUUUAAUGAAAAACUUCAUGACUUAUAAUGACAGGUUUAGUUGAUUUUUCUCCUCCAUUAAUUAGACCCCUGUGUUCCUAUGGUUUAUCUUUUCUGUCUGUCUCCUGUGACUGUCACCUACCCACUCAUGUCUGUGAGAAUUAAAUGAAGCGCAUACUGUAUAAAUGAAACAGUAUAUCAACCAUCUUGUGUAGCCUUCUAAAAGAGGCCAGUCUUCAAAAGUUAUCACUACAUUUAUGUAAUAAUGGCAAAGGUAUGAUUGUAAAUAUUAAAUAAUUACACUAUGAACUAUGGUGUGAACACUCUGUUCUGUAUAACAGGACUUCAGUUAAAAAAAAGAAAAAAAUGUACACAAUGUAAAAUGAUGUUUUAUUUUAAUUUUAUAAUGAUGGGAGAAUUUGCAUGUUUUGUUUAUUUUUGUUAUAUUAGAAACCACCGUCUCUUCAUCUUUUCUUGCAGAGAUAGUCUAAUAUGAAGCUUCCUUAUGAAGAGGAUUAGCUACGCACAAUCUAAUAUCCCCAAGUAAGUGUUGUCCCUCCCUGGAUCAAUGAC